Fusarium verticillioides 7600 is the source of this 578-nucleotide messenger RNA. Its product is annotated as F-type H+-transporting ATPase subunit J. Lineage: Eukaryota; Fungi; Ascomycota; Sordariomycetes; Hypocreales; Nectriaceae. Bases 125 to 310 code for a protein of 61 amino acids. Gene Ontology annotation, biological process: proton motive force-driven ATP synthesis. Gene Ontology annotation, molecular function: proton transmembrane transporter activity. The transcript has 4 exons. The record is from RefSeq and is a predicted model, not a curated record.
CGGCAGAACCCGCUCGGAGCUGUGCCGUUCGGAAAAAGGCUCGUCCUGUAGCAAUCUCAAUCUUGAAGCGAUACAAUCCAUCAAACCGAACCUACCUCCCACGAUACCCACGAAAUCCGUCAUCAUGUCUUGGCUCGGUGUUCAACCCCUCAAGAAGUUCAACGCUCCCUUCUUGAAGCCUUACUGGCCCUUCUUCGCUGCCGGUGUUGUCAUUGCCUAUGGCGUCAACUCCGCCCAGACCGCGAUGAUGAACUCUGCCGAGUGGAAGAACGACCCCCGUAACCCCAACGCCAAGUCUGGCGGUCACUGAGUUUGAUGGGAAGGAAAUGGGAUUUCGUCCAGCUAGCACGCAUAAUCGACCCGCUCGAACGCGAGGCCAUGGUUCACGAGAUGGAAUUGUAUCAUAAAAUCGAAAAAGGGGCUUAAUUGACCUACACAACGAUCAUACGAAAGUUUCCCAUGGAUAUAACUGCGAACGGCGAAUGCCCUUGAACUCCGGAUGCCCGAUUGUGCGGGAAGCAAGACCAAGUCUGGUCUGGUUAUGUGACAUGCUCAACCCUUGACUCACUCUGAAAUCU